Molecule: messenger RNA, 729 nt
Organism: Metarhizium brunneum ARSEF 3297
Lineage: Eukaryota; Fungi; Ascomycota; Sordariomycetes; Hypocreales; Clavicipitaceae
Source: RefSeq, a predicted model, not a curated record
AUGGACACUGCUUCGUCUAAAAUGACGUGGAAGACUUUUGAGCGCCGCAUGGCCAUCUAUGACGAUAAAGUCGUCAAAAGCGAGAUCUCCGAGGAGGAGCUCAUACAUCGCGCGGACGGCAGCAUCGUCCAACCCUUCUGGGCCAAGGAGCGAUUGCAAAAUGAGGCCGCAACCCUUGAGUUUAUAUCCAAAAACACGUCUAUUCCGGUACCCAAGUAUCGGCUCUACUCCAAGGACGGCCUCCUUCACCUUGAAACGCAAUUCAUUGACGGGGUGGAACUCAGCGAGAUCGACGAAGCGUCUCGACCAACCGCAAUAGCAGCUGUACAUGAUCAGUUGACCCGUACGAUUAUACCGCAACUUCAGGCGCUGCGUCGAAAUUCCAUUGGGAGCGUUGACCCUACCCUCCCGGUAGUCCCGCCGCAGCGAGUGUACAUGCGUGAUAGACGACCAUGGGAAAAAGUGACGUCGGAUACUGAUUGCUUCGUGUUAUGCCACAACGAUCUUGGUCCUCAGAAUAUCCUUAUUUGUCCGUCUAGUUUCCAGAUUGUCGGGAUUAUUGACUGGGAGUAUGCAGGGUAUUUUCCUUCGUAUUUUGAGAUUCCUUUGUGGAAGACAGUGGGCUGGAAGGAGAGGUGGGAAGUCUAUCACGAGGCGGAGGCUCGUGAACUUGCGUUUUUUGGACUCAAGCGCGAGGAUUUGAAAGACUGUAUCCCGCCGCCGCCUUGA